Penaeus monodon (black tiger shrimp) is the source of this 2763-nucleotide messenger RNA. RefSeq names its product flavin-containing monooxygenase FMO GS-OX-like 2. The record is from RefSeq and is a predicted model, not a curated record. Bases 573 to 1988 code for a protein of 471 amino acids. Lineage: Eukaryota; Metazoa; Arthropoda; Malacostraca; Decapoda; Penaeidae. The transcript is spliced from 8 exons. Gene Ontology annotation, molecular function: NADP binding; N,N-dimethylaniline monooxygenase activity; flavin adenine dinucleotide binding.
CAUCAUCAUCGUCAUCAUCAUCAUUAUAUAUCUAUCAUCACCAUUAUCAUCACUAUUGAGUUAAUAAUAGUAAUGGCAUAACUGAUAUUGUCAUCAUAGAAGAUUCAUACUGUACGAAUAAUACCCACAGUGCCCAAGGCUGGCUCUCGGUUCUAACCUCUUUAAAAGGAAGUAGUGUCAUGCAGCUGUGCCACGUCGGUCAUCUCAUAUUCCAGAAGGCAAAACCGAAGACUAAUUGAAAUAAAACGUAGAUAGCUAGAUGUGUCUUUUUGUAGUAUGACUUUUCUACAGAGCGUAGAUGUCGGCCAGAGAGAAAUGUUUGAUUAACCGUUCAAUUAUUCUUCGAUGGUGUCUGACAUUGGACUAUCGACAACAGCGCUCAUUAUGGCUAAAGUAUUCCGUAUCUGUCAUAUAUUGUGCUUACUCUUAGUCUCAUUUUGUGAGUAAAGAAAGUAACAAACUUUAAAAAGAACGAGAAUUAAGUACAUUUCAGCUAAACAACAGUAUAAGCAAUACCAGGAGCGCAAUUUAUCCGUAACAUAAGGCAGGGCGCUGAGUAUUUGUCAAGAACCAUGAAGGUGGUAGGAGUCAUUGGAGCUGGGGCAGCGGGUCUCUGUGCUACUCGACACAUCUUGUCCUCAGAGGAGCUGACCCCAAUAGUAUGGGAACAGUCGUCGCAGAUAGGUGGCACAUGGAGGCUCUCGAAAGAUAUUGGGACAGAUAGCAGAGGGUUUCCAGUACACUCAAGCAUGUAUGAGAGCCUGAGGACCGAUUUACCAAAAUUGAUAAUGAAAUUCCCGGAUUUUGACUUUCCAAGUAAGGUAGAAUCUUUUGUUCAUCACACAGCUGUUCUUAAAUACCUGGAAGAUUAUGCUGAUCACUUCAAUCUUCAUCCAUACAUUAAACUGGGCCACCAUGUAGAGAAUGUGUCUGUAUUGGAGAGUGACGAAGGGCCUCCAUGCUGGGCUGUUACAGUGAAAGAUCUGUCUACUGAUGUAGUCAGUACUGUCACCUGUGAUGCCUUGCUUGUUUGUAAUGGGCACUUCUCCACACCUCAAAAGCCACUUAUUGAAGGGAUUGAGGAUUUCAAGGGUCGACAAAUUCACAGUCAUGACUAUCGUGAACCAUCACCAUACACAGAUUCCAGAGUUAUAAUCCUUGGUGCUGGGGCCUCUGGGCUGGAUAUUUUAAUGGAAGUAUCUGCUGUUGCCAAGGAGGUACUUCUUUCUCACAACCUGCCUGUUCCCUUCCCUUCUGAGUUGCCUCCAAAUGUCAAACAAGGUUCAGGCAUAAUGAAAGCGUCGGAAAAUGGUUUUUAUCUUAAAGACGGAAGUUUCCAAGAAGCAGAUUGCAUAAUAUACUGCACUGGCUAUAAAUAUACCUUCCCAUUUCUUGAAGAUAAAUGUGGCAUCACAGUUGAGAAUAACCAUGUAAAGCCACUGUACAAACAAAUCAUCAAUGCUUCCUUUCCUACCAUGGGGUUUAUAGGAAUCCCAUCACGUAUCAUUGUGUUCCCACUCAUAAACUACCAGGUACAGUACUUCCUUGCAACCUUAACAGGGAAAACUUGUUUACCAAGGACAGCUGAAAUGAAAUCAGAGAUUGAAGCCUAUGCUGGAGAGAGGAAGAAGCAAGGAUGGAAAGAAAACCAGUACCACAUCCUGCAAAAUGACCAAUUCCAAUACAUGGAAGACCUGGCAACUCUGGCUGGCAUAAAAUUGCCUUCUCCACACCUGAAAAAGAUCUGGGAUGUGGUCAUUCCUCGUCUGCUUUUCUCCUUUCCAAUCUUCAAGACCUAUGAGUAUUCCCUUGGAGAAGAUGGGGCAUUAGUUGAGAAAUGGGAGGGCAAGGGAGUCAGCACAUCAUGGGACCUUACAAUACUGACGGCUAAACAGGUAUCCCGGCUCCUGUGGUACAAUUUUCCAAAGAUUGCAUAUAUUUUGGGCUCUUCAAUUCUUAAGAAAUUAAAGGGUUUUGUUGGAUUGUGAUGUUCCAUGCAUAUUUUCAGAGUUUAUGUAGGGUAUGUUCUUCUGUAAUUACUGAUGUAAUGCAAAGUGUAUUUUUAAUAAUUACUUGUUAUGGCAAGAUUAAAAAAUUUGCAAGCAUUUUAUGUGUGCUGAAUCAGUAGAAGAGCAUUUAAUUAUUGCCAUAAUGAAAUUGGAAAAUGAUAUUUUUUUAUGAAACUAUCUGACCCUUCUUUUAACACUACUUUCUUUAUAGAUAAUUUUAGUUGAAAGAAGGCUGACAAUGACAGAUUAAUAUGUAUCUUCAAUAUUUGCUUUUGUUUGACAUGUAAUAAAUGUUAAUAUACUAAAUACAUGGAAGGAUAUUAGGAUAAGUGGGCAGAUCAAGGGGAUGAAAUGGAAAAGGACAGGAGAAAAGACCAUGCAAAAUUAGUUGAAGCAAAGGCUGAGGACCAAGGUAAGGGUGACACUCUACCUCAGGCCUCAGUGCCCAUCUCCUAAGCCCCCUCAUGGCAACAACCAAGGGAUUGAGGGGGGGGGGGCUUAGUAACAGUAGAGGAGGCUGUAGAUGAAUGGUAGCUGAUCAAUUCUAGCUUUAUCAAGUUCAGUAAAAGAAUCAGUCUCUUUGGGCAUCUUUUGCAGAUGUUUUUAAUUAACUCCUUGGAUCUGUGUACCUUGCUGCCUGCAUGGUCCGGGCAUUAGGCUUAUUUGAGUGGCAAUUCUCGGGUAUGUGGCUUGUAGAGCUAUCCCACACGAACACUCAUGUGUGGUGUCAAAGGUGUCAAUUAUCAAAAAUGGC